AUGAACUUCAGCAAGGGGAUACUGGAGUCCCGCAGACUGCACUACAAGCAUUUGACCAAGCUUCUGCGGCCGAUACCCUUGGACACGCCAACUGAAAUUGAGUUGACACCAUUAUUGUCGAUCAGAGUCACCCUCCUCGACGCGAACCACUGCGCUGGUGCAGUGAUGUUCCUGAUCGAAGGUGACGGCAAGGCAGUGCUCUACACCGGUGAUAUUCGCGCCGAGCGUUGGUGGGUCGACAGCCUUGUCCGGCAUCCGGUCCUCAUCCCGUACACCCUAGGGAGCAAGAAGCUGGACAGGAUAUAUCUCGACACCACGUUUGCUCGCAUUAAUCAUGUUUGUCGGAGCUUUCCGUCGAAAGCCGAGGGGCUGAGAGAGCUUCUACAGAAGGUCGAAGCGUACCCAAAGGAGACCGUCUUCUACUUUCGAGCAUGGACGUUUGGCUACGAAGACGUCUGGAUAGCGCUUUCCGCUCUUCUGAACACCAAGGUCCAUGUUGAUCGAUACCAGAUCGGCCUAUAUAGGUCACUUAUUUCGAACUCGCGAAGAGCUAUCAGCGAGGCACCUGCUCUUUGCGGUUUCGAGCUUGGAAACCGAUUUGUGCCCGGUUGCUUGACCGAAGACGAAAGCUCUCGUGUUCAUAGCUGCGAGCCUGGAGUACACUGCUCUGCGGUCCGCUCAAAGCGGACUGUCUACAUCAUGCCUAUUGUCGGACGAAUGGAGGACGGCACAAGAGUCCCUGAGAUCGGAGCAGGAGGAGGUGGUGGCGAUCUUUAUCAGAUCCACGAGCUUGAACUUCCGGAUCAGUCGUCGCUGGAGCAACUGGAGAGCCUGUGUCUGGAGCAGAUCGGCGACACUGAAACGCUCUCACAGACGAGAAAGGUCUUGACCGAAGCUUUCAAGUCAAAGAACAAAGCGCUUUCUCUGGACAGUUAUGGCAUGAAGGAUGUUUCCGACAUACCACUGCAGGAGCUUGUGCACAUCCUUGGUCGUGGUCGAUCCGAUAAGGAGAUGUGGUCGGACGAUGUGAAAGUAUCAGCGCUACGAGACACGUCAGGGAAUCGUCUGCCGAAGACUAUAUAUUUUCCAUACUCGCGCCAUUCCUCCUACGAAGAAUUAUGCGAACUGGUUUCCGCGUUCAAACCCAGGGACGUCUACCCCUGCACCGUCGAUGCCCUGGAAUGGGACGAAGAUGUGUCCAUGCGCAGUUUGUUCGGUCAUCUGUGUUCUGGACACGAAUUUGUCCACGACCAGUACAUGCGCGACACGAUCGCCAACGACGAGGAAUUGCAGUCUAGGAAAAGAGCCCGCUACGAGGAUGACUCAACCCAGUCAACACAGCAAUCCAUCAGCAUGGACACUAGCAUCGACUGCAGUCCUACUGUCAUGCCUAAUGCCGGCGAGUCUGAACUCCAGGCACGCCGUCGCCCAACGACUACCCUCUCCUCCCUUGAAACCGCCCCUGACGCCACCAUAAACCUCAAAUCGAAGAAAGCCUCACCCCAACCCCUCCCAAUCCCCAAAUCCACCCCGGAAGCAGCAAAAGCGAAACGCAACGAGAUCCGUCGCGCCUGGCACUUCCUUCAUGCAGAGGGAUCCCACCACCCGGAGAUAGACCUGGGCGCCCUCCCAUCCUCCUGGCCCACACCGGAAGAAGAUGGAUUCCACCUACCGCAUAGGGAAAGCUCUGAAACGGGGGAUGAAACACGCACACGGACGCAGGACAAUAUGCAGUUCGUUCACGACCACGACAACAGUGACGAUGAUGAUAACGAGGAUGAUAUGCCCAACAGCCAAGCAACAAACACCCUCUCGAUCUCCUCGUCCGCAUUCGCCUCGCAGGAUCAAACGCUCGGCCCUCUCCAGCAGGAUGGCCCCGGCGACGUCGACGUCGAUAUACCGCCCUCCUCGGAGGGAGCGCCGGGACGAUCGCGGACGUUGAACAGAUCCAGCUCGUCUCGUGCGCGGCGCGCGGCAUAUCUCGCUGCGCGGGCGGAUAGCUACGACGCGUGGGCUUGUAUGGGGCUUGUUUCGGCGGGGGAUAAUCACAGCAUGGAGGAGACUGAACUGUAG
Aspergillus fischeri NRRL 181 is the source of this 2073-nucleotide messenger RNA. RefSeq names its product putative DNA repair protein. The record is from RefSeq and is a predicted model, not a curated record. NCBI's taxonomy places the organism in Eukaryota, Fungi, Ascomycota, Eurotiomycetes, Eurotiales, Aspergillaceae. Gene Ontology annotation, molecular function: damaged DNA binding; 5'-3' DNA exonuclease activity. Gene Ontology annotation, biological process: double-strand break repair via nonhomologous end joining; interstrand cross-link repair; protection from non-homologous end joining at telomere. Bases 1 to 2073 code for a protein of 690 amino acids. The transcript is spliced from 5 exons.